This is a messenger RNA of Malaclemys terrapin pileata, 7233 nucleotides long. It is a transcript of the gene ANKRD52, whose product is annotated as ankyrin repeat domain 52. The transcript has 28 exons. The record is from RefSeq and is a predicted model, not a curated record. Gene Ontology annotation, molecular function: protein binding. The coding region runs from base 58 to 3279 and encodes 1073 amino acids. NCBI's taxonomy places the organism in Eukaryota, Metazoa, Chordata, Testudines, Emydidae.
GCGGCCGGAGCCUGAUGCCGGGAGCUCGGCGCUGAGGCGGGGGGCCCGGGCCCGGAGAUGGGGAUUCUCAGCAUCACGGACCAGCCUCCUCUGGUCCAAGCCAUCUUCAACCGCGAUAUAGAGGAGGUGCGGUCGUUGCUGAACCAGAAAGAGAAUAUCAAUAUAUUGGACCAAGAACGACGAACCCCACUGCAUGCUGCUGCCUACUUAGGAGAUGUCCCAAUCAUUGAGCUCCUAAUACUGUCAGGUGCUAACGUAAAUGCAAAGGACACUGUUUGGCUAACCCCGCUGCAUCGCGCCGCAGCUUCUCGCAAUGAGAAGGCACUUAAUCUCCUCCUGAAGCACUCGGCGGACGUCAACGCCCGCGAUAAGUACUGGCAAACGCCGCUCCACGUCGCCGCUGCCAAGUGCGCCACCAAGUGCGCAGAGGCCAUCAUCCCCCUGCUGAGCAGUGUGAACGUGGCAGAUCGCACGGGCCGCACGGCGCUGCACCACGCCGUGCACAGCGGCCACAUCGAGAUAGUGAACUUGCUCUUAAACAAGGGGGCCAGCCUGAGCACGUGUGACAAGAAGGAGCGUCAGCCCAUCCACUGGGCAGCCUUCCUAGGGCAUUUGGAAGUUCUGAAGCUGCUGGUGGCCCGGGGAGCUGACGUCAUGUGCAAGGAUAAGAAGGGUUACACCUUGCUCCACACCGCGGCAGCCAGUGGCCAGGUCGAGGUUGUGAAACACCUGCUGAGGCUGGGAGUCGAGAUCGAUGAACCCAAUUGCCUUGGGAACACUGCACUUCACAUCGCCUGUUACAUGGGCCAGGACGCCGUGGCCAAUGAGCUGGUCAACUACGGCGCCAACGUCAAUCAGCCCAACGAGAAGGGCUUCACUCCUCUGCACUUUGCUGCCGUCUCCACCAACGGGGCCCUUUGCCUGGAGCUCCUUGUGAACAAUGGAGCCGACGUGAACUUUCAGAGUAAGGAAGGGAAGAGCCCUUUGCAUAUGGCUGCCAUUCACGGACGGUUUACACGUUCUCAGAUCCUCAUACAGAACGGCAGCGAGAUAGACUGUGCUGACAAAUAUGGCAAUACCCCCCUCCAUGUUGCUGCUAGAUACGGCCACGAGCUGCUAAUUAGUACUUUGAUGACGAAUGGUGCUGACACUGCAAGGCGUGGAAUCCACGACAUGUUCCCUCUGCACUUAGCUGUUCUCUUUGGAUUUUCAGACUGUUGUCGUAAGCUACUUUCCUCAGGUCAGCUGUACAGCAUCGUCUCCUCACUGAGCAACGAGCACGUGCUGUCCGCGGGUUUCGAUAUCAACACACCUGACAACCUUGGGAGGACGUGCCUCCAUGCUGCUGCUUCGGGAGGGAACGUUGAAUGUCUUAAUUUGCUGUUGAGCAGCGGUGCUGACUUGAGGAGGAGAGAUAAAUUUGGAAGGACUCCACUGCACUACGCGGCUGCCAAUGGCAGCUAUCAGUGUACGGUGACGCUGGUCACCACCGGAGCCAGUAUUAACGAGACGGACUGUAAAGGCUGCACUCCCUUACAUUAUGCUGCUGCUUCGGACAUGUACAGGAGAGCGGAGACUCAUUCAGGAAACAGCCAUGACACUGACGAGGAGCCACUGAAGGAGUCCAGAGUGAAGGAGGCAUUCUUUUGUUUAGAGUUCUUACUGGAUAACGGUGCGGACGCGUCGCUCCGGGACAAGCAGGGAUACACCGCUGUCCACUAUGCAGCUGCCUACGGCAACAGACAGAACCUCGAGUUGCUCCUGGAAAUGUCUUUUAACUGCCUGGAGGACGUGGAAAGCACCAUCCCAGUCAGCCCUUUGCACUUAGCUGCCUAUAACGGUCACUGUGAAGCCCUAAAGACACUUGCCGAAACCCUCGUGAACCUUGACGUGCGGGACCACAAAGGGCGGACGGCGCUGUACCUUGCCACGGAGAGGGGCUCCACGGAGUGCGUGGAGGUGCUCACCAGCCACGGUGCUUCCGCCCUUGUGAAGGAGAAGAAGAAGAAGUGGACGCCGCUCCAUGCUGCAGCUGCCUACGGGAACACAGAUUCCCUACACCUUCUGAUCGACAACGGGGAGAGGGCGGAUAUCACCGACGUUAUGGACAUCCAUGGCCAAACCCCACUGAUGCUGGCGAUCAUGAACGGCCACGUCGACUGCGUCCAUCUCUUGCUGGAGAAGGGAUCCACAACAGAUGCAGCGGACAGGAGAGGCAGGACUGCGCUGCAUCGAGGGGCGGUGACGGGGUGUGAGGACUGCCUGGGAGCCCUGCUGGACCACGAUGCCUUUGUAUUGUGUCGGGAUUUCAAGGGUCGAACCCCGAUCCAUUUUGCGUCGGCGUGUGGGCAUUCAGAAAUCCUGAGGACCUUGCUGCAGGCAGCGCUCUCUACUGACCCUCUGGACUCCGUGGUCGAUUACAGCGGCUACUCGCCGAUGCACUGGGCUUCGUACAGCGGACAUGAAGAUUGUCUUGAAUUGUUACUUGAACACAAUCCAUUUGUGUACCUAGAAGGAAACCCCUUUACUCCAUUGCACUGUGCAGUAAUUAACAGCCAGGAAGGCACUGCUGAAAUGCUGGUGGAAGCAUUGGGUGCCAAGAUUGUUAAUAGCAGAGAUGCCAAAGGAAGGACACCCCUUCACGCUGCUGCCUUUGCAGACAACAUCCACGGUUUACAGCUGCUGCUGCGACACCAGGCUGAGGUAGACACGACUGACCAGUUGGGAAGGACCCCUCUCAUGAUGGCUGCUGAGAACGGGCAGACCGCAGCAGUCGAGUUCCUGCUGUAUAGAGCGAAAGCAAAUUUAACUGUGCUGGACGUCAACAAGAACACGGCUCUUCACCUGGCCUGCAGCAAGGGUCAUGAAAAGUGUGCCUUGUUGAUUCUGGGGGAAACCCAAGACCUUGGCCUUAUCAAUGCAACUAACAGUGCUCUGCAGAUGCCGCUCCAUAUUGCAGCUCGGAACGGGCUGGCCUCUGUUGUCCAGGCCUUGCUCAGCAGAGGUGCCACUGUACUUGCUGUGGAUGAAGAAGGUCACACCCCGGCCUUGGCUUGCGCCCCCAACAAGGACGUUGCAGACUGCCUGGCACUUAUCCUCUCCACCAUGAAGCCUUUUCCACCUAAAGACGCCAUCAGCCCUUUCAGCUUCAACCUCCUCAAGAACUGCGGCAUUGCGGCCAAAACAGCGGCCUGCGGGGCCCUGCCCAACGGCAGCACGUGCCCCUACACCAAGGACCGGCACAAUGCUAUCGGCUUAGACGGCUGUUACUCGGAGUAGCUUAAACUAUGGGUAUCUAAUAUCUUCUUCUAUUUAUUUAGAAAUUCUAUAAAUAUAGGGCACUUUAAAGGAGAACAAGACUGGACAGGCCUUCACACAGGGCUUGGCAACCGACAUUAUAGCUUCCUUUUCUGCCUAGGCCCUCACUCGGUUGCCGGCAGCUAAUUGACUUAAUGAGCGGCUGGCAAAGAGCCUUUCCCUUCCCCCCGUUCAGUGCGGGCGAACCCCUCCUGGAGCGACGGCUGGCAAAAGCAGCCCCGUUGCAUUAGCACAGCUGGUCCCGGGCAGGGGCCAGGGAAUGUUUCAGGUUUUCUGAAAAAGGGACUUUCUGAUUUCUAACUUCCUGUUUCUAGAACUAACCUCUCCCCAUUGGGAAGCUCCUUAGGAGGGCAGCCCUGCUUGGUUCUUCUGCAGUGCCCUCCUCCCGUCACCACACCCGCGGGGCCAGGGCUGCCGCUGGGCUUUGUCUCUUGGUGACCGCUGAGCUCUGAGGAGGCAGUGAUCAAACAGCCUUACAGAGCUGCUCGUUGAGAGGCGGCUUCUCCGCCAUUAGGAAUUGGAUUGCCAAUUCCUUUCACCCAGGAGCUGGGAAGAACGUUUGGUCCCUCCCAGCCCUGAGUUUGGAUUGACUUUGGAGCCAGUUUUAUUUCAAAUCCUCCACCUGGAACUUCCCUUCCUGCCUGUCUAACCCUCCGCUUUCUUUUCAGUUCCCCUCCCAUGCCCCCGACUCUGCAGCGUGCCAGCUCUGUUCAUUCCACAGUUGCACAGUCUAACCAGAAAGCGGAAACUUGAACUUGGGGGCGGGAAUUAGACAAGCGAGCGACUGCUGAGUGUUGGGCAUUAGCACCUGGGCAAGUGCCACUGUAACUGCUUUCAUCUGAAUUGUUUUGUUUUCAUGCUCAUCCUUUGAUUCCAAUAAGAACACUUGAAUCCCGAACUACUGUACCCAGGACAUUGAGAUAACCGCUGGCAGCUCUCACUCCUUCAUAUGCAAAAACGGGUGCUACUGUCCAUCCGCCGCGGUCUGCUCCGAACCCCACGUUUGCACUGCUGGAAUAUUCCCUCCCCACACCAGGCACUUUAGGGAUUCUAAUUUUUUUCUUCUUUUGGCAAAAUGUUGGAUCCUGAGAGGCGAUUCCUUCUUAAGUUUUGUUCCUCUCCGUAUUGCGCGGCCAUUCCCAUGUGAGAGUCCGUCAGUGUUGCUUUUUAAAAAUUUAUUUAUAACGAAAUGAGCUUUUACCUUUAAAAAAAAAAACAAAAACACAAAAAAAAAGUUUUAACCUUUUAAGGAAAAAAAUGCACUUCAAAGUCCUUAUUCACAACCCUAAGUCUGUAUUUAUUUUUUCUAAUGUGGCAUCUUGGCAGGUUUUAUUAGCGUGUGUGUAUGUGGGAUUGGUGUUUUCAUUUAAGUGUUGUUGGGUUUUUUUUAAUUUUAAAAACCCUAUUUAUAAUGCAUGUUUUAAACAUUCAAGAAUGUGCACUACUUUUUUUUUAAUUACUGUAACAGUAUCAUGUGCAAAAAAAAAAAAAAACCACGAAAAACCUUUCACCAUAUCGCAAGUCUGUUUGAAGCCAAAGACUGGGAUGUAGCGAUCAGAGCGGGUCGACAGGGCAAAAACAUUGGAUGUACGAUCUUUUCCACUGAUUCUCUUUCCUUUUGCAGCCUUGGGGGUGGGAUAACCUCCUGGUUCUCAGACUAUAGUCAGUGACGUGUGCGCGCGCCAAAAGAAAUAUUUUGAGAACCAAGCCUUGGGUUGGGGCUGGGGGGACGUCCAGGAAGGGAUCUCUCUCCUUUUCAUUCAGCAGAGCAUCGGCGCUAGUCACUUUCUCUUCUUGGUCAGUAAGACUGUUACAGGAAAUGGGCGAGCCAUAAGUUUUGGCUGUCCUGCCUAAGUUACAUCUAUUACAAAAAUCAGCAUUUUUUGGAUCAAAAUAGAGUAUUUGUAAAUGAAGGUGAAUUCCGAUUUUCUUUUUGUUUUUUUGGCCAGACAUUUACGUUACGUGAAAUGGGCAUUGCAACGAAUUGCUGUUUCCCGCAGGCAAUGACAGACCGCACCCUUUCCAAAAGAGCGCCAAAUAGGGAGCGGAGAGACAGGAUGCUGGCCGUAGCUAGCAUGCUGGCAGCCAGCAGAGAGAGGUGCUUUAUCCGGGCAGGAGUAGAGUCUGGAAUAGCGAGCAGCUCCUGUUGCACUGUUAGUUUCUUUUACCAAAGUUUAACUCUUAGAACCAAAUGUGAAGUUACAGUCUUGGCCUUUGGGUGGUCAGCGCAUCUUCUUUUCAUUUCACGGAAGGGUUUCAUCCGGAGAGUAGCAAAGACUUGGGCGGCAUUUCUGUUUGUUUUUCCUCUUGAAAGUCGUCGUCUUUAUCCUCACUGCACCAGCUGAGCUUGGUCUCCCUUAGCGUUACCAUCUGACACUGCAGCUCAGCAAAACCCUUGAAACAUGGACUGCCGAGGGAACGCUCUGUGUGUAGAAAACAGCCAGUUCUAGUCUUCAGAGAGGGCCUAAAAUCCCCAGAUAGGGAAGGAAGAAAAGGCAGAGAGCCAGCCUGUUUCCCUCAAUGCACGUCAAUAAAAUCCUUGCUGGUGUCUCUGAUAGUCUAGGAAUCCAAUGCGCAAAAGCAGAGUGAGGAUUUCUCUCCACCCACUGGAUGCUGGCCCAUUCUGUGAGGCAUAAACAACUUGGGUUUUAGGCCACUGUAUAAGAUGUUCUUGGCCAAGUAGCCUCGUGGCCUGUUUGAACCAGUCCUUCCUUCCCCUUCUGAACCGUGUUCCAAAAGGCUCAGUUCUUAGGUACGUUGCAGCAAGAUCAAUUCUCUCCUCGCCUCCACCCUCAGCACUAAAGUUCUCUACCUUGAUAGCAAGUGUUACCUUUCUACACCGAAUACCUCAGUUCGGCAGCAAACCACACAAAACUUGAAUGAAAGAUCCUCUUGGAAGAUCGUUUUCAGUAUUCUGCAGAGGGAGAACUGGAAAAAAAAAAAAAACGACUUGUUUACAUUAUUGUUGAGUUCGGGUACUUACCUCUUGCAACGCUUUCUCUUUUCAUUUUUAAAAUACUGAAUUCAGGCACUGCCUAUUUCUCAGCCUUCAAAUAAGCCCCUGUAACAUUUCCUGUAACGGGGGGCAGGAAUAUGGGUCCAAAGUCAAGAUUUGUCCCUCCUACCUGCCCCCCCCCCCCCCCCCAGGGCAAAUGUCUUUCUCUUGCUGCGCAGCGGGACUGAGCAUUCAGAAGUGUACGAGAGCACUACACUGAGAAAGCUCUGCAGAUCUGGAAGCCCUGGCUUCCCUUAUCUUUGUCCUUUUCCUGGGGGUUUGAAGGAACAGUGACAGAAUUGCUGGGGUGAGUCACAGAGACCUGGCACAUUUAGGGCUCAGUAGUUUUGAGUGAAAUCCUUUCCCUGUUGAAGUAAAUGGCCAAGUUCCUGUUGACUCCAAGGCUCGGGUUUCACCCUCGUGUGCGCAUGUACAGCAGAGGGCAAGACGCACAUACGUGCAGCGCUGAGAUAAUUUUAAUGCCAUCUUGCUUUAAUUUUAAUUAAAUAUCACAGGGGGAGGAUUUCAAAAUCAUUUCAAACAAGGGCAGCCAUUUUCCCCUCUUCAGGGCAAGGGAGUAUCUUAGCCUAGUGUUUGGAGCGUGGCUUUUUUUUUUAGUGUAGUGGCAUUAAGCUUUUUUUUUUUUUUUUUAAGAGGAAAAAAUUGGCCUUUGGUUUGCCUUGUUUUCAUGCUGUAACACGUUACCUCUUCACUUGACAUGAUAAAGACUAAACUCUGACAAGACAAUCAAUGUGAUCUCUCUAAGGGCUUCAGCAUUUCUUCUCUCCGCUGCAUCGUACUUUUUAAUUUAAUUUAAUUUGCUCUUCGUACGUUUUUGGGGAUUAUUUUUACUCCUCCCCUUGUCUUUUUAAAAAAAUAAUAAUAAUGAUACCGGAGCGGAAAACCAUUCCAGCAGUGCA